This is a messenger RNA of Chaetomium globosum CBS 148.51, 1038 nucleotides long. RefSeq lists its product as uncharacterized. The record is from RefSeq and is a predicted model, not a curated record. Lineage: Eukaryota; Fungi; Ascomycota; Sordariomycetes; Sordariales; Chaetomiaceae. The coding region runs from base 1 to 1038 and encodes 345 amino acids. The transcript has 2 exons.
AUGACAGAGGAUUUACCCGAGCCGGAACCGGAGCCAGAACCAGAGUCGGUGUUGAUACAACCGCGGACGCCACAGUUGCUGGAGUUGGAGCAAGAGUUGGGAUUAAUACAGCCGGUGACAGAGUCUGGGUUUGGGAAUGGGAAUUGGUCUCCGUCUGGGUCUGUGUCGGAGCCGGAGUUGCAGUCGAUGUUGUCAGACUCGCGGACGCCAGAGUCGCCAGAGCCGGAACCGGAGCCUGAUUUGGGCUUGAUACAGCCGGUAGAGGAUAUAUCGAACCCGGAGUCGGAGCCGGAGCAGGAGACGGAGUUGCAGUUACCGGUGUUUGCAUCGAGUUCGCCGCCUCUUCCAGCGAUGGAUGAGCAGGAUCUGGGGAUACCGGAACCGGUUCAAAUGGUACUGGGGCGGGGGCUGGGGACACCACCCCUGCCGAGAUCACCACCUGUUCCGAUCAUGGAGAAGAAGGAUCCGGAGAUGCCACAACGGGCGGGGACAGUGCGGGGACUGGAGACACCUGACCCUUCAAGGUCGCCACCUGAUCUGAUAAUGGAGAAGAGCCCGGAGAUAUCACGACAGGCCGGAAGAGUGCUGGGACUGCGGACACCUGCCCUUUCAACGUCACCGCCUAAUCUGGCGAUGGAGGCAGCAGCCCUUUCAAGAUCGCCGCCCAUUCCGGUGAAGGAGAAACACCCAGAAAUACCUCAACCGGCGCCGGUAGUAUUGGGGUUGGAGACGCCAGCCCCUUCAAGGUCGCCAUCCCUUCCGGUGAUGGAGGAGAAGCCCCCGGAAAGACCGCAACGAGCGCCAGUAGUGCUGGGGUUGGGAACACCGGAACCCCCGAGGUCGCCAUCUCCCACGUUAGAAGAAGAAACGACACUAGAAACACCAAAGGCACUACGUGCGACGGCGAAGCGGCGAGAGGCACCCGAGGCCUCGACGUUGCCAGAUAUCACGGAAACGGAACCGGAAACGGAAACAGAAACGGGGACAGAGACGUCGAGCUGGUCCCCCGGGUCGACAGAAUCGGAAGACGUGGACUGA